This is a messenger RNA of Zophobas morio, 2093 nucleotides long. Its product is annotated as leucine-rich repeat neuronal protein 1-like. Bases 110 to 1546 code for a protein of 478 amino acids. Gene Ontology annotation, cellular component: extracellular matrix. The record is from RefSeq and is a predicted model, not a curated record. Lineage: Eukaryota; Metazoa; Arthropoda; Insecta; Coleoptera; Tenebrionidae. The transcript has 7 exons. Gene Ontology annotation, molecular function: protein binding.
AUUAGAGUUUAGUCAACAGCUGAAUACCGUGCUAUACAGAUUACUAUUUUUAACAAAUAGUACUUUGUAAUGUUCAAGUAGUGGAAUAUUAUCAAAAUAAAAAUUCAGGAUGUAUGUCUAUCUCGUAUUUUCCAUAUUAAUAGGACACUGUCUUGCCCAAAGCAAACCUCCAUUCUGUCCUCCAUGUAGCUGCAAAACUGUCGAACAAACCAAAUUCGAAGUCACGUGCGAUCAAGAUGUCAGAGAUAAACUAUUCCAGGAGUCAUCUUGGAUAGACAGCACAAAUAAAACCUUUCCCUAUAAAGCGUUGCUAGUUCACAACAUGCCAAUUUUAACACUGGACAAAAAAUUUCCCAUCUCUAAUGUUAGCUACCUGAGCCUGGCCAACAACUCCAUAGUCAACAUAACUGAUUCCAUUUUUAGCAACUUGCAAGAUAUGAUAACCUUGGAUUUGAGCUACAAUAACAUUGAACAGAUACAUCCCGACGCUUUUGAUGGCCAGUAUUUGAUAAAUGAAUUCAGACCCCUCAAAUCUUUGAAAAAUCUUCACUUGGACCACAACAGGAUUAGCAGCUUAAACCAAGACGUUUUUGAACACACGCCUAAUGUUGAGAUUCUAACUAUUUCACACAACCCUUUGGAUAAAAUCGACCAACAAACGCUGGUGGCCAUCACCGGUUUAGUCUUUUUGAAACAUUUGGAUUUAAGCUAUACCGGGUUAUCGUCGCUUCCUGACGCGUUUUUACACACUCCAAGGUAUUUGGAAAAACUUGAUCUCAGUGGCAAUCAGUUCAACAGAAUCCCUAAAACACUAGGAGAUUCACAUAGUUUGUCAGUUCUUUACUUCAACAACAAUCCCAUUGUGAGUUUGGCGGAAGAAAAUGGCUUUCCCAAAAUUCCAACUCUGAAAAUUCUUCACCUCAGCGGUAUGAGAAAACUAUUAAAUAUCACUAGUAGGGCACUAAGCAACUUAGAAAAUUUAGAAGAACUAUUUUGUUAUGAUAAUCCGGAAUUGACACACAUUGAUAAGGAUGCCUUAUCAGCCAAACGGGAUGGUGCGGAGUAUGAAACCUGGCCAUCAAUCAAAAAACUUUAUUUGCAAGAUAACAAAUUAUCUUACAUUGACAUGCAACUCAUUCUACAGUGGAAAGAUCUUACAGAGCUAGAUCUAACAAACAAUCCAUGGACUUGUGAGUGCGAAAACCAGUGGAUAGUCGAUGAGCUGAUGCCAAUUUAUCUGAGACUUGACGACCAGAAAGCCAAACGAUUGAGAUGUGGAGCUCCCAUCGAAAUGGUUGCUUUAACCUUUUAUGAUGUCUACAAGAAAGAAACUACGAUGAGAUGUUUAGAUUUGUAUGGGCACAGACCGGAGCGAGAUGGUGCUUUAUUAGUCGGAAUUUUGGCUGGAGUUUUGAUAACCAUCCCUGUAGUGCUGUUUCUCAUCUAUGCUUAUCAAAGGCAUUGGUUUGGACUGUUUGAUAAUUCUCCAGCUGGAUUUUCGAGGCAGUUUUACAAAAAAACUACAUCAGAAGAUGGGCCUUUUUAAGGAGAGUUAUGUGUCUUAGUGUAGGGUUCUUCUAAGUAGUAUUGUGAAAUUGCACAAAAAAUGUUGAUUUUUGUUCUUGUUUAGUGAAAAUUUUGUCGGAAAAAAAUUAUGCAACGGAUUUGAUGAAAAGUCAUACAGUUUGAGGUAACACUAUAGCACAUCACAAAAUUGUACAUGCAAAUUUACCGAAUUACUCCGUGCUUUUUAACUCAUUGCAUAAUAGAUUCAUAAUAACAAUCAGUAUAUAUUUAUUUAGGUACCUGUAAUUAAUUUAUGUUAAAAAACCGUUGGAGCAAGUUGCAGUGUUAAAUUUUAAUAGUUUUAGGAUGUACAGUUUUUAAGUACUAAAGAGAUUAAUUAUUACACCGAUUUUAAAACUUAUCCAUUACAUGAUGAUAAAAAUGUGCCUAAAUAUAUAGAGUUCGUAUUUACUAUAAACUGAGUAAACUAAGCUUUUUUGUAGUAAAUUUCUCGUUUAUUGUUUGUUAUAUUUUUUAUUGUGAUGCUUUGUGAUGGUAUAUUAUUGUUUAAUAUAUGUUUUAUGUUA